Penicillium waksmanii is the source of this 786-nucleotide messenger RNA. It is a transcript of the gene prs3, whose product is annotated as proteasome core particle subunit beta 6. NCBI's taxonomy places the organism in Eukaryota, Fungi, Ascomycota, Eurotiomycetes, Eurotiales, Aspergillaceae. Bases 1 to 786 code for a protein of 261 amino acids. Gene Ontology annotation, cellular component: proteasome core complex. The record is from RefSeq and is a predicted model, not a curated record. The transcript has 2 exons.
AUGGCAUCGCUCUUGGAUCACUCAGCUGGCGGCCAGACCGUUGGAUACUCCUUCUCUCAGUCCGCAGCUGCUCCUGUCAAGCAACAUGGAUUCUACCCAUACACCGAUAACGGCGGCUCGACCCUGGGCAUCACAGGAUCCGAUUUCGCCAUUCUUGCUGGUGACACUCGCUCGACAUCCGGCUACAAUAUCAACUCCCGCAUGGUUCCGAAAGUGUUCAAGAUCGGUGGCGACGAAGAGACCGGCGAGGGAGCUCACAUCAUUUUGUCCGUUGUCGGCUUCGCCGCGGACGGCAACGCCCUCAAAGAACGAUUGGAUUCGGUCGUGAAGAUGUACAAGUACCAACACGGAAAGCCCAUGUCUGUUUCAGCCUGCGCACAGCGUCUGUCAACGAUUCUAUACGGAAAGCGCUUCUUCCCCUACUAUGUGACCGCCAUCCUGGCUGGUCUGGAUGAGGAAGGCAAGGGAGCUCUGUACAGCUACGACCCCGUGGGCUCUUACGAGAGGGAACAGUGCCGUGCUGCUGGUGCGGCGGCGAGCUUGAUCAUGCCGUUCCUCGACAACCAAGUGAACUUCAAGAAUCAAUACAUUCCUGGUAGUGGAGAGGGACAUGCGCUCGAGGCUAAGAAGGCCGAGCCUCUGCCCCAAGACCACGUCAAGCAACUCGUCCGAGAUGCGUUCACGAGUGCUGUCGAGCGCCAUAUCGAGGUUGGUGAUCACUUGCAAAUGUUGAUUGCGACCAGUGAUGGCAUUGAGGAAGUUUUCCACCCGCUGAAGAAGGAUUAG